Pangasianodon hypophthalmus (striped catfish) is the source of this 1642-nucleotide messenger RNA. RefSeq names its product nuclear receptor subfamily 0, group B, member 2a (gene nr0b2a). Bases 171 to 986 code for a protein of 271 amino acids. Gene Ontology annotation, molecular function: transcription factor binding; transcription corepressor activity. The record is from RefSeq and is a predicted model, not a curated record. Gene Ontology annotation, cellular component: cytoplasm; nucleus. NCBI's taxonomy places the organism in Eukaryota, Metazoa, Chordata, Actinopteri, Siluriformes, Pangasiidae. Gene Ontology annotation, biological process: circadian rhythm; negative regulation of transcription by RNA polymerase II. The transcript is spliced from 2 exons.
GACUCCAUCCUCCGGUUCAUUCACACCGCCGCUGCUUUAUCGGUGUGUACCAGCGCGAGGAAGAGAGGCGUGUAAUUCGGUCAAAGGCCAUCCGUGUAGCUCAGUUCCCGAGCUUUAUAAAGAGGACGGCCGCGCGCGCUGAGCAUGCAGUCUCGCGCCGAGGAGACCGGAUGUGUGUUAGCGUUCAGCCUCUGUGCGGAUUUACUACACACCGAGUUUUACAGAACGGAAACAUGGAGUGUGAGUGUCAGUGCUCGGAGAGGUCUCGUGCGCACGCCAUCCUGUUCAACAUCCUCACCGGUGACGCGGAAGCCACCGACCUGAGCUACUCGCCGUCCAGCCGCUGUCACUGUGACACGCGCCGCACCGUGCGCCUCAAGUCGCGCGACACCUGCCUGGCGGCCGCGAGCGUGCUCGUGAAGACCGUACGCUUCGUCGCGAGCCUGCCCGCGUUCCAGCAGCUUCCGGCGGAGGACCAGCUCGCGCUGCUGCACCACUGCUGGGCGCCGCUCUUCAUCCUGGGACUGGCGCAGGAGCGCGUGAGCUUCGAGGUGGAGCACGAGCCCGUGACCAGCAUGCUGAAGAAGAUCCUGCUGAACCGAGAGCACGAGCGCGGAGAGAACCGAGAGCAACCGACACUGAGCGGAGUCCAGAACCUCAAAUCCUGUCUCAGGAAGCUGCAGAGUCUGGACCUGAGUCCCAAAGAGUACGCUUACCUGAAGGGCACCAUGAUCUUUAAUCCAGACGUGCCCGGCCUGCAGGUGGCGCCGUUAGUGGCUGGUCUUCAGCGUGAGGCUCAGCGCGCUCUCAGGGAGGUUCUGUUUCUCCUGCACUCGGGUGAUGGAGGGAGUUUUGGGCGUGUCCUCCUCGCCGUGUCCUCGCUGCAGAGCGUCACACCUGAACUCAUCACUGAACUCUUCUUCAGACCCAUCAUCGGCUCCGCCCACCUCGUCCACCUCAUCACCGACAUGCUGUUCACCAGGUAGAGACACACACACACACGCCUGAGCUGAGAGAGUGAGGAUCAGCCAGAACAGGGAGACGCUCAUGUUUCAGCUUUGACCUGAGAACAUCACUGAAGUCCAAGAUCACCCGAGAGCAUCCUCUCACUGAAACACACAGCAAGUGUGUGUGUGUGUGUGUGUGCACACAGCUUCCUGUUUCCUGACCCCCCCCCCACCCCCCCCCCCCCCCCCGGUCAACCCCCCAACACCUGUGUGACUCCGCCCACUCUGUGACUCCGCCCUGAUGAUGUUACACACACUGCUCUGUUAGCUGAGUACAGUGAUGUAAUGAGGAGGUGUUGGUGACCUGGACCCGGUCCUCAAGAGUACUUUUUUAAACAGGACAUCAAGUGAGGUGACCACACCCACUACACUGACCACACCCACUACACAGGCCACACCCACUACACUGGCCACACCCACCACAGCAGUGUAGCAGCAUGACUGUGUCAGGUGUAUUGUGGUGUUCAGUCACACUGAUCAGUCAUCACGGCUUUAACGCUCUUCAUCGUGUGUGUGAUGGAAUGCCGAGGCUCCGCUCUGGUCUCCGUGAGACUGUUAUUCUCUAAACAAAUUAGUGUUUUAAUGUCUUUGUAAAUUUGUUUGAUGCUGCAAUAAAAUCUAUUUUUCUACACAAA